Messenger RNA from Adineta ricciae, 726 nucleotides. The record is from the annotation of a GenBank genome assembly. NCBI's taxonomy places the organism in Eukaryota, Metazoa, Rotifera, Eurotatoria, Adinetida, Adinetidae.
AUGACAUAUCAAACAUUUCGUGAAGCAUUGACAAAAUAUCUUAACAGUCAAAAAGCAGNUAAAGAAAACGCGCCUAAACGAUUCUUCACAUUCACUCCUACACUUUUCAUGACAUAUCAAACAUUUCGUGAAGCAUUGACAAAAUAUCUUAACAGUCAAAAAGCAGAAGAUCUCAAAGAAUGUUACUUAUACGGACAAAUACCACCGAUCGAAAAACUGGAUAAUUCAGUGUCAUCCUUAGUUAAUUGCGAGCGAUUAGCUUUGUCAUCGAACACGAUCGAACGAAUUGGUUAUAUGAAUGGUCUACGCCGUUUGAAAAUUCUUUCUCUCUCAAGAAACAACAUUAAGAAUCUCACUGGUCUAGAAGUUCUUGGUAGUACACUUGAACAGUUGUGGAUAUCUUAUAAUCAGAUCGAGAAGUUCAAAGGAAUAAACACAUUAAAACAGUUGCGUGUGUUCUAUUUUGCGUACAAUCAGAUUAAAGAUUGGGCUGAGAUCAGUAAACUAAACGAUCUGAAUCUAUUGGAAGAAGUGAACGCUUACGGUAAUCCGAUUCAUGAGCGCAUCGUAGGUGAGAAUUUUCCACCUGAACCAAGUCAACCGAUGACACCCUUGGAAAAGGAAUAUCGUCGUGAAUUUCGCAAUCGUGUGGUACACUUGAAGAAACUAGACGGACGAGUGUUUCUUGAGAGAGACGAUGAUGACGAUGAAAAUGAGAAUAAUUAA